AUCCUGUGUGGUGAGACUGACGCUUGCCUGUUGCCAUGGAGACCAGAGCCCUCUGGCUAAUGCUGCUGCUGGUCCUGGUUGCUGGGUCCUCUGGGGCAGCUGCGGACUACAUUGGCCUGUCUCCGAGCCAAUGUAUGGUCCCAGCAAAAGACAGGGUGGACUGUGGCUACCCCACUGUCACAGCAGAGCAAUGUAACAACCGUGGCUGCUGUUUUGACUCCAGCAUCCCAAAUGUGCCCUGGUGCUUCAAACCUCUGCAGGAGACAGAAUGUACAUUUUGAAGCUGUCCAGGCUCCAGCUCUGCACCCUGGACUCCUGCUAAUGGUGGUGGUAGCACCCAUCCCUGAUUUGCUCUCUGCUGCUGGCCAAUAAAGGAAUUGGAAGUCCUGAAGAAUAAAGACAGCACAGUCAGCACAAGGCUGCUCUGAUUGCUGAAA
Molecule: messenger RNA, 437 nt
Organism: Arvicanthis niloticus (Nile rat)
Lineage: Eukaryota; Metazoa; Chordata; Mammalia; Rodentia; Muridae
Gene: Tff3
Product: trefoil factor 3
Biological process (GO): maintenance of gastrointestinal epithelium
Source: RefSeq, a predicted model, not a curated record